Messenger RNA from Hevea brasiliensis (rubber tree), 1956 nucleotides. RefSeq names its product homeobox protein knotted-1-like 2. Gene Ontology annotation, biological process: regulation of DNA-templated transcription. Gene Ontology annotation, molecular function: DNA binding; DNA-binding transcription factor activity, RNA polymerase II-specific. The record is from RefSeq and is a predicted model, not a curated record. Gene Ontology annotation, cellular component: nucleus. Lineage: Eukaryota; Viridiplantae; Streptophyta; Magnoliopsida; Malpighiales; Euphorbiaceae. The transcript has 6 exons. Bases 384 to 1502 code for a protein of 372 amino acids.
AUCUACAAAUCGAGUUGCCUACUUGCCUUAUCUCUUGGCCUCCGUUGCCUUUAUAAUUUUCAAAUAUUUCUUUUUCUAUCAACAAACAAAGUCUUGUCACCCACCCAAGUAAGUAACGCAGCCCUCUGCCUGUUCCGGCUAAGCUACACUUCUUGACUUCGCCUUUCUCUUCACCAUCAUGUAAGAUUGUUCCUUUCUGUUAUUUUUUCCCCUUUCUGAUUUGGUAUUUUUCUUGCCCUCUUGUCUUAACAUGUCUAAGUCUUGGUGCAACUUCACUUCAAGACCUCCCUAGCACUCCAAAGUGAAUUUUCAUUCCCAAUUCCCAUCGGUCAUGACUCUUUAUCUCAUAUAAUCAGAUACCAAAGGUAAAAAAGAUCAAAGUCAUGGUUUCUCUGACUAUGGAGGACUAUAAUCAAAUGAAUGAGAACACAACUCCAAGGGGGAAUUUCUUGUAUGCUUCACCAGUUCUUGCACCCAAUUCUUCUCCCUAUGCGAGAACAAGUAGUGGCUCUAACGUGAGCAAUCAGCAGACCCAGACGCCUUUAAGUCCUUUCCAUCUUCAAUCAAGUGAAUGUUUCCAAUCUGAAGGACAUCCUAUAGUGAAGACAGAAGCCAGCACUUCCCAGCAUGCUCCAAAAUUUCACUAUCCUUUGUUGAGAGGCCAUCAAACACUUAAUCAACAUCAAGGGAAUGAAAGCUCCGGUGAAGUGGAAGCUAUCAAAGCCAAGAUCAUAGCCCACCCUCAGUACUCUAACCUUUUGGAAGCCUACAUGGAUUGCCAAAAGGUGGGAGCUCCACCUGAAGUAGCAGCUCGGCUUGCAGCUGCUCGCCAGGAGUUCCAAUCAAAGCAACGAUCUUCGGUCACUUCUAGGGACACCUUGAAGGACCCAGAACUAGAUCAGUUUAUGGAGGCGUAUUGCGACAUGCUGGUGAAGUACCGGGAAGAGCUCACAAGACCCAUUCAAGAAGCCAUGGAUUUCAUGCGAAGAAUCGAGACUCAACUAAAUAUGAUCUGCAAUGGCCCCUUGCGAAUCUUCAACUCUGAUGAGAAGUCUGAGGGUGUUGGGUCGUCUGAGGAAGAUCAGGAAAACAGUGGUGGAGAAACAGAACUACCAGAGAUUGAUCCCAGGGCUGAGGACCGAGAACUAAAGAACCACUUAUUGAGGAAAUAUAGUGGUUAUUUAAGCAGUCUUAAGCAGGAACUUUCUAAGAAGAAGAAGAAAGGAAAACUACCCAAAGAAGCCAGGCAGAAGCUACUUAGCUGGUGGGAGUUACACUACAAAUGGCCAUAUCCUUCAGAGACAGAGAAGGUGGCCUUAGCUGAAUCAACGGGUUUGGACCAGAAGCAAAUAAAUAAUUGGUUCAUAAAUCAAAGGAAACGUCAUUGGAAGCCAUCCGAAGAUAUGCAAUUCAUGGUGAUGGAUGGCUUACAUCCACAGAAUGCAGCUCUCUAUAUGGAGGGUCACUACAUUGGUGAUGGUCCUUAUCGUCUAGGGCCAUGAGCAUGCUAGAGUGUAGUGUUAGUUUUCAUUCUCAAGCCUAGCAUGAAAACUAUUAUUCAUGCCAAUGUUAUAUUUUCAUUGAGUAGCUUAGGUAAUGCUCUAUAACAUAAAACGACAGUUCUUUUCUUUUUUCUUUACAAGAAAUGUCAUCACUAUAAUCUUGUGCGUCAUUGCCUUUAUGUGAUUUUAUCGUGAUUAUUGAAGAUGGAAUGGUGGUCGUCGUCACUGCGACCUUUGCGUUGGUUUGGGACAUCUACCCCGUUACAUAUCGUGGGAGACAUCGAUCGAAGUUCUUGUAUAUGCAGCCUUGUCUUGUGUAGAAGUGUGUGUAAAGAGGAUGCAAUUAGGGCAUGAGGUUUGUAAUUUUUUUUGAGAAUGUGGACUGUGUUUGGGUUUAUGUAACGACUAUUACGUGCUCCUAAGUGUAUAUAACGUGAGAAGAAGUUAAAUAUAA